This is a messenger RNA of Carassius auratus (goldfish), 373 nucleotides long. Its product is annotated as dynein beta chain, ciliary-like. Lineage: Eukaryota; Metazoa; Chordata; Actinopteri; Cypriniformes; Cyprinidae. Gene Ontology annotation, molecular function: dynein intermediate chain binding; dynein light intermediate chain binding. Gene Ontology annotation, cellular component: dynein complex. The record is from RefSeq and is a predicted model, not a curated record. Bases 88 to 324 code for a protein of 78 amino acids. The transcript is spliced from 3 exons. Gene Ontology annotation, biological process: microtubule-based movement.
GAGUCUCCUGUGGGGAAUGCCUUGUUGAUUGGAGUAGGUGGUAGUGGGAAACAGAGUCUGUGUCAGUUGGCUGCUUUUCUCAGCAUCAUGGAAGUAUUUCAGAUCACACUGAGAAAGGGUUACGGCAUCAGCGACCUGAGGAGUGAUAUUGCUGCACUGUACAGAAAGGUGAGAGUGAAGAAUAUUGCAACAGUCUUCCUGCACAAAGACGCCCAGAUUCCUGAUGAAAGAUUCCUGGUGCUGAUCAAUGACAUGCUAGCAUCAGGUGGUGCUGUGUUUUUCUCCAGUUGGCUUCACUCUUACAGAAGAUUCCGUCUCAUGUGAACUUCACCGCCAUUGACUGAUUACAUCCAUGGCCCCAGCAUGCAUUGCA